GUCAUCUUUCCACUCACACCCACCUCUGUCUCCAAACACUAGUAGCAGGAAAAACAAAAUGCUUCGCCUUCCCCGGAUGUUUUUAUCUCCCCGCCUGCACCUACUUUCGAUUUCUAUAGAUUAAACAAUUCAUGUGGCGACCAGACGCCGAAUUGUCAAUUCGCGUUUCGUAGGCCAUCCCUAGAACUGUACACAAAAGACUAUCUUCUGCCUCGCUUCCGUGUGGCGUGUGCAUCUCUCUCUCUCUCCUUGGGCUAUAUAACUCGAAAUUCAGCAACAUCUACAUACAUCGGCCCAGUCACCCAAAAAAAAAUCUUGAUAACUCGGAAUCCGGUGAAUAUCCUGCUUCCUAAAUAUCGGGCUGCUGUCAAGUUUGAUCAUUUUCCCAUUUCUGAUUCUGGGUCUGACUUGGUUUGAUUUUCGAGAGCUUGCUAUCUGGGAUUUUGUAUGUGUUUAUAGCUUUUUGAUUGGGUAGCUUCUUUCCCCUAUUUGGAAUAGAUCAUUAUCUGUUGCGUGUAGCGAUUCAAUUAUCUGGUCUUGGAUAAUUUCUUCUGGGGUAUUUAUCUUCUUCGUUAUAAAGGCGUUUCUAGGCUCCAACAAUCGCACUUCCCUGCUCCAAUUGGUUUCACAUAUCUUGCAGGCUGAGCCUUUGUCAAAAUUCAGGUUGGAUUUUCGAUAUCGUAGUAAGAGAUAAAGAAAGAUGACGAUUGGGAACAACACAGCUCCUAAGAAAGAAAGGAAAUCUAGUAAAAAGGGGAAGCAGGUUGAUGAGAAUGCUCCCUUGCUUCCGAAAACGCACGAUGAGGAUGGGGGUUUUGAUGAGUUCAAUGGAGCUUCUUUCACGGGGGCUGUGUUCAAUUUGUCAACAACCAUUGUUGGUGCCGGGAUCAUGGCUCUGCCCGCCACUAUGAAGGUGUUGGGGCUUGUACUUGGGGUUGCCAUGAUCAUCUUUAUGGCGUUCUUGACAGAAGCUUCAAUUGAAUUGUUGCUUAGGUUUAGCCGGGUAUCCAAGAGUUCAUCUUAUGGUGGACUUAUGGGGGACGCCUUUGGAAAAGUUGGGAAAAAUUUGUUGCAAAUUGCUGUCAUGAUCAACAACAUAGGUGUACUCAUUGUGUACAUGAUAAUCAUCGGUGAUGUGCUGUCUGGAACAACUGCUGAUGGAAUUCAUCACCCGGGUGUUCUUGAAGGGUGGUUUGGAGUACAUUUGUGGAAUGGACGCACUGCUGUACUACUUGUCGCUACAUUGGGCAUAUUUUCUCCCUUGGCCUGUCUAAAGCGACUUGACUCUUUAAGCUAUACAUCAGCACUCUCAGUUGCGCUUGCAGUAGUAUUCAUUGUCAUCACCAUGGGGAUUACAAUUGUGAAGUUGAUAAAUGGUAGCAUAAUGAUGCCCAGAUUGCUCCCUGAUGUUACAAAUCUGGCUUCGUUCUGGAACAUCUUCACAGUUGUUCCUGUUCUUGUCACUGCAUACAUUUGCCACUACAACGUUCACAGCAUAGACAAUGAGCUUGAGGAUUCGACUCAGAUAAAGCCAGUGGUGCGAACAUCACUCGCCUUAUGUUCAUCCGUAUAUGUUAUGACGAGUGUUUUCGGCUUCCUUCUAUUCGGCGAUUCUACAAUGGACGAUGUGCUGGCCAACUUCAACACUGACCUUGGCAUUCCUUAUAGCUCAUUUUUCAAUGAUGUUAUUCGUGUCAGUUAUGCCGCACAUUUGAUGCUUGUGUUUCCGAUUGUUUUCCAUCCGCUGAGGCUGAACUUGGAUGGCCUCCUGUUCCCCUCUUCAAGGCCUUUGAACCAGGAUAAUUUUCGGUUUGCAUCUCUCACCAUCGCUCUCAUCUCGGUCAUCUUCUUGGGUGCAAAUUUUAUCCCGAGCAUCUGGGAUGCUUUCCAGUUCACUGGAGCUACAGCUGCUGUUUGCAUUGGGUUCAUUUUCCCAGCUUCCCUUACUCUCAGGGACCGCCAUUAUAUAGCAACGUCGAAGGACAAGAUGCUGUGUGUAUUCAUGAUUGUGCUAGCAGUGUUGUCGAAUGGAGUGGCAAUAUACAGUGAUGCAUAUGCGUUGAUUAAGAAGAACUCGUCUCCUAUUGCAUGAGAUUAAAAAAAAAACUUGGAAUCAUGUCCCUGUGUGUGUUGUUAAAUUAAGAAUGUGUCAAGAACCCUGAUUUUGUUUUAGGGAGUUGUAUUCUUGUACAAAAAGGCGUGCAAUGAAGAGUGGUGAUCCUUCGAUCACCUUAGCAUCGAGGGCUGAACUUUCGUCAUAAACCUUGCUCUGGUGUUGUGUAAUAUCUUCGUGUUGGCUUUGCAUGCUGCUUUGGUUUAUACAUCCAGUACUGUGAUCCCAGAUUGUACCCUGAAGGAAGCUGUAAUAUAUACUUUGUGCUGUCUUGUUCUCAACUUCUCAUCUCUUUUUCGCUGCUCAU
Linum tenue is the source of this 2420-nucleotide messenger RNA. The record is from the annotation of a GenBank genome assembly. NCBI's taxonomy places the organism in Eukaryota, Viridiplantae, Streptophyta, Magnoliopsida, Malpighiales, Linaceae.